AUGGCUCAUCGCAUCUUGACGCAGAUUGUUCUCACGAGCACCAGGGUGUUCGGUCGAGCAUUCGCUGAAGCGUACAAACAAGCGUCCGCGUCCUCCAAAUACCAAUCGCAUGCGCAGAAAACCGGCUCUUCUUCCGGCACAUUCUCCAACUCCGGCCUAACGUUGGAGGAAGCAUGCAAGAUUCUCAACGUCAAGCCGCCAAUGGGCGGGGAGGCAAACCUGGAGCACACGAUGGAGCGGUUUAAGAAACUAUUCGACCUGAACGAUCCCAAGAAGGGCGGCAGUUUCUACCUCCAGAGCAAAAUUCUUCGUGCUCGUGAAAGAAUCGAGGCCGAGGUCAGAGACGCGGCUAGAAAUGCAAAAAUAGAGAAAGAGGUACGGGAAGGCUGGAACCCGAAGCUGUUUAAAGACCGAUGA
This is a messenger RNA of Arthroderma uncinatum, 417 nucleotides long. RefSeq lists its product as uncharacterized. The record is from RefSeq and is a predicted model, not a curated record. Gene Ontology annotation, biological process: protein import into mitochondrial matrix. Gene Ontology annotation, cellular component: TIM23 mitochondrial import inner membrane translocase complex. The transcript has 2 exons. The coding region runs from base 1 to 417 and encodes 138 amino acids. Lineage: Eukaryota; Fungi; Ascomycota; Eurotiomycetes; Onygenales; Arthrodermataceae.